AUGUCGGACGUUUCUUUAGAAAUGAAAAUAAUAGAGCCCGAGGACAGAGCUUUUGCAAGGCGGCAGGGGUAUGCAGAGUCAGAUUGUACAAGAAACAGUCCUGUGCCAGUCUACUCUGUGCCAGUCUACUCUGUGCCAGUCUACUCUGUGCCAGUCUACUCUGUGCCAGUCUACUCUGUGCCAGUCUACUCUGUGCCAGUCUACUCUGUGCCAGUCUACUCUGUGCCAGUCUACUCUGUGCCAGUUUACUCUGUGCCAGUCUACUCUGUGCCAGUCUACUCUGUGCCAGUCUACUCUGUGCCAGUCUACUCUGUGCCAGUCUACUCUGUGCCAGUCUACUCUGUGCCAGUCUACUCUGUGCCAGUCUACUCUGUGCCAGUCUACUCUGUGCCAGUCUACUCUGUGCCAGUCUACUCUGUGCCAGUCUACUCUGUGCCAGUCUACUCUGUGCCAGUCUACUCUGUGCCAGUCUACUCUGUGCCAGUCUACUCUGUGCCAGUCUACUCUGUGCCAGUCUACUCUGUGCCAGUCUACUCUGUGCCAGUCUACUCUGUGCCAGUCUACUCUGUGCCAGUCUACUCUGUGCCAGUCUACUCUGUGCCAGUCUACUCUGUGCCAGUCUACUCUGUGCCAGUCUACUCUGUGCCAGUUUACUCUGUGCCAGUCUACUCUGUGCCAGUUUACUCUGUGCCAGUCUACUCUGUGCCAGUCUACUCUGUGCCAGUCUACUCUGUGCCAGUCUACUCUGUGCCAGUCUACUCUGUGCCAGUCUACUCUGUGCCAGUCUACUCUGUGCCAGUCUACUCUGUGCCAGUCUACUCUGUGCCAGUCUACUCUGUGCCAGUCUACUCUGUGCCAGUCUACUCUGUGCCAGUCUACUCUGUGCCAGUCUACUCUGUGCCAGUCUACUCUGUGCCAGUCUACUCUGUGCCAGUCUACUCUGUGCCAGUCUACUCUGUGCCAGUCUACUCUGUGCCAGUCUACUCUGUGCCAGUCUACUCUGUGCCAGUCUACUCUGUGCCAGUCUACUCUGUGCCAGUCUACUCUGUGCCAGUCUACUCUGUGCCAGUCUACUCUGUGCCAGUCUACUCUGUGCCAGUCUACUCUGUGCCAGUCUACUCUGUGCCAGUCUACUCUGUGCCAGUCUACUCUGUGCCAGUCUACUCUGUGCCAGUCUACUCUGUGCCAGUCUACUCUGUGCCAGUCUACUCUGUGCCAGUCUACUCUGUGCCAGUCUACUCUGUGCCAGUCUACUCUGUGCCAGUCUACUCUGUGCCAGUCUACUCUGUGCCAGUCUACUCUGUGCCAGUCUACUCUGUGCCAGUCUACUCUGUGCCAGUCUACUCUGUGCCAGUCUACUCUGUGCCAGUCUACUCUGUGCCAGUCUACUCUGUGCCAGUCUACUCUGUGCCAGUCUACUCUGUGCCAGUCUACUCUGUGCCAGUCUACUCUGUGCCAGUCUACUCUGUGCCAGUCUACUCUGUGCCAGUCUACUCUGUGCCAGUCUACUCUGUGCCAGUCUACUCUGUGCCAGUCUACUCUGUGCCAGUCUACUCUGUGCCAGUCUACUCUGUGCCAGUCUACUCUGUGCCAGUCUACUCUGUGCCAGUCUACUCUGUGCCAGUCUACUCUGUGCCAGUCUACUCUGUGCCAGUCUACUCUGUGCCAGUCUACUCUGUGCCAGUCUACUCUGUGCCAGUCUACUCUGUGCCAGUCUACUCUGUGCCAGUCUACUCUGUGCCAGUCUACUCUGUGCCAGUCUACUCUGUGCCAGUCUACUCUGUGCCAGUCUACUCUGUGCCAGUCUACUCUGUGCCAGUCUACUCUGUGCCAGUCUACUCUGUGCCAGUCUACUCUGUGCCAGUCUACUCUGUGCCAGUCUACUCUGUGCCAGUCUACUCUGUGCCAGUCUACUCUGUGCCAGUCUACUCUGGCCUGACUAAACGAAUUUUUUAA
Messenger RNA from Biomphalaria glabrata, 1956 nucleotides. RefSeq lists its product as uncharacterized. The transcript has 2 exons. The record is from RefSeq and is a predicted model, not a curated record. NCBI's taxonomy places the organism in Eukaryota, Metazoa, Mollusca, Gastropoda, Planorbidae. Bases 1 to 1956 code for a protein of 651 amino acids.